AUGCAACGGACAGGAAACAUACCGAACCCUUCCACAAUAGUGGCCCUCCUACCUAUCGUCGGCCAAGCAAAGGCCCUGAUACAAGGAAAAACUAUCCAUGCAUUCUGUAUCAGAAGACGCAUCGACAAAGACGAUGUUCUGGUUAAUACUGCAUUGCUGGACAUGUAUGGAAAAUCCGAGUGCUUGGUUCGUGCUCGUAGAAUAUUCGACAGCAUGAGCUUCAGGAACGAGGUGACAUGGAGUGCGAUGAUCGGAGGCUACACUCUGUGUGGCAGGAUGGCCGAGGCACUGCAACUUUUCAGGAUGAUGCUGCGCGAGGGAUCGCUCUUCGCGGGGCCAACCUCUCUCGCGAUCAUUCUGCGGGCUUGCGCAAACUUCUCUGAUUUCGAGAGCGGUCGACUAAUACAUAAUUACUUGGUGAAGUCUGGUCUUCUUCUACACGUAACAGCAGCAAACUCUCUGCUUUCAAUGUACGCUAAAGUCGGAACUGUCGAAGAUGCAAUUCGUUUCUUCGAUGAGAUGAGCGUAAAGGACACGGUGUCUUACAGUGCUAUAAUAUCGGGGUGCGUCAAAAAUGGGAACGCUGAAGAAGCUCUUGAUGUUUUCAGAGACAUGGCGUCGUCGUCUUCUUCCUGCAUCGACAUUGACGCUGCGACCAUGAUCGGUGUGAUUCCUGCUUGCUCUCACUUGGCUGCCCUGCAGCACGGGAAAUGCAGUCAUGCUUACAUAAUCUCUCACGAGCUCACCUCAGAUUCCUCCGUUUGCAAUGCUCUGAUAGACAUGUACGCGAAGUGCGGGCAGAAGAACAUCACCAAGUAUUUGAAGAAGUAA
Molecule: messenger RNA, 831 nt
Organism: Zingiber officinale
Lineage: Eukaryota; Viridiplantae; Streptophyta; Magnoliopsida; Zingiberales; Zingiberaceae
Product: pentatricopeptide repeat-containing protein At3g16610-like
Exons: 1
Coding region: 1-831 (276 amino acids)
Biological process (GO): RNA modification
Cellular component (GO): intracellular membrane-bounded organelle
Molecular function (GO): RNA binding; protein binding
Source: RefSeq, a predicted model, not a curated record